Danio rerio (zebrafish) is the source of this 3693-nucleotide messenger RNA. NCBI's taxonomy places the organism in Eukaryota, Metazoa, Chordata, Actinopteri, Cypriniformes, Danionidae. The record is from RefSeq and is a predicted model, not a curated record.
AAUCUUAAGAUUCACAUGAGGAUCCACACUGGAGAGAAACCAUUCACAUGCACUCAGUGUGGGAAAAGUUUCAGCCACUUAUCACACCUUAAUUACCACAUGAGGAUCCACACUGGGGAGAAACCAUUCACAUGCACUCUGUGUGGGAAGAGUUUCAGCCAGUCAUCACACCUCAAUCACCACAUGAGGAUUCACACUGGAGAGAAACCAUUUACAUGCACUCAGUGUGGGAAGAGUUUCAGCUGCUCAUCACAGCUUAAUCAACACACAAGUAUCCACACUGGAGAGAAACCAUUCACAUGCACUCAGUGUGGGAAGACUUUCAGCCGCUCAUCAUCCCUUAAUCACCACAUGAGGAUCCACACUGGAGAGAAACCAUUCACAUGCACUCAGUGUGGGAAGAGUUUCAGCCAAUCAUCAUCCCUUAAUCACCACAUUAAGAUCCACACUGGAGAUAAACCAUUCAUAUGCAGUCAGUGUGGGAAGAGUUUCAUCUGCUCAUCACAUCUUAAUCACCACAUGCGGAUCCACACUGGAGAGAAACCAUUCACAUGCACUCUGUGUGGGAAGAAUUUCAGCUGCUCCUCGCACCUUAAUCACCACAUAAGGAUCCACACUGGAGAGAAACCAUUCACGUGCACUCAGUGUGGGAAGAGUUUCAGCAAAUCAUCAAACCUUAAUCAACACAUGAGGAUCCACACUGGAGAGAAACCAUUCACAUGCCCUCAAACUCAGUGUGGGAAGAGUUUCAUCCAAUCAGCAAACCUUUGUGAACACAUGAAGAUCCACACUGGUGUGAAAAAGUAUACGUGCUUUGAGUGUGAGAAGACUUUUAGGCAAAAGGCAGAACUCUAUAUUCACAUGAUAAUCCACACUGGAGAGAAACCAUUCAUGUGCACUCAGUGUGGGAAGAGUUUCCGCCAAGCAUCAUCACUUAAUAAACACAUGAGGAUCCACACUGGAGAGAAACCAUUCACAUGCACUCAGUGUGGAAUAAGUUUUAACUGCUCAUCAUACCUUAAACAACACAUGAGGAUCCACACUGGAGAGAAACCAUUUACUUGCACUCAGUGUGGGAAGAGUUUCAACCGCUCAUCAAACCUUGAUCACCACAUGAGGAUCCACACUGGAGAGAAACCAUUUACUUGCACUCAGUGUGGGAAGAGUUUCAACCGCUCAUCAAACCUUGAUCAACACAUAAGGAUCCACACUGGAGAGAAACCAAUAACGUGCACUCUGUGUGGGAAGAGUUUUCGCCAAUCAUCAUCCCUUUCUAAACACAUGAGGACCCACACUGGAGAGAAACCAUUUACUUGCACUCAGUGUGGGAAGAGUUUCAGCCAAUCAUCAAACUUUAAUCUACACAUGAGGAUCCCAACUGGAGAGAAACCAUUUACGUGCACUCAGUGUGGGAAGAGUUUCCGCCAAGCAUCAUCACUUAAUAAACACAUGAGGACCCACACUGGAGAGAAACCAUUUACUUGCACUCAGUGUGGGAAGAGUUUCAACCGCUCAUCACACCUUAAUCAACACAUAAGGAUCCACACUGGAGAGAAACCAAUAACGUGCACUCAGUGUGGGAAGAGUUUCCGCCAAUCAUCAAACUUUAAUCUACACAUGAGGAUCCACACUGGAGAGAAACCAAUAACGUGCACUCAGUGUGGGAAGAGUUUUCACCAAUCAUCAUCCCUUUAUAAACACAUGAGGAUCCACACUGGAGAGAAACCAUUCACAUGCACUCAGUGUGGGAAGAGUUUCAGCCAAUCAUCAAACUUUAAUCUACACAUGAGGAUCCACACUGGAGAGAAACCAAUAACGUGCACUCAGUGUGGGAAGAGUUUUCGCCAAUCGUCAUCCCUUUAUAAACACAUGAGGAUCCACACUGGAGAGAAACCAUUCACAUGCACUCAGUGUGGGAAGAGUUUCCGCCAAACAUCAUCACUUAAUAAACACUUGAGGAUCCACACUGGAGAGAAACCAUUCACAUGCACUCAGUGUGGAAUAAGUUUUAACUGCUCAUCAUACCUUAAACAACACAUGAGGAUCCACACUGGAGAGAAACCAUUUACUUGCACUCAGUGUGGGAGGAGUUUCAACCGCUCAUCAAACCUUGAUCACCACAUGAGGAUCCACACUGGAGAGAAACCAUUUACUUGCACUCAGUGUGGGAAGAGUUUCAGCUGCUCAUCACACCUUAAACAACACAUAAGGAUCCACACUGGAGAGAAACCAAUAACGUGCACUCUGUGUGGGAAGAGUUUUCGCCAAUCAUCAUCCCUUUCUAAACACAUGAGGACCCACACUGGAGAGAAACCAUUUACUUGCACUCAGUGUGGGAAGAGUUUCAACCGCUCAUCACACCUUAAUCAACACAUAAGGAUCCACACUGGAGAGAAACCAAUAACGUGCACUCAGUGUGGGAAGAGUUUUCGCCAAUCAUCAUCCCUUUAUAAACACAUGAGGAUCCACACUGGAGAGAAACCAUUCACUUGCUCUCAGUGUGGAAAGAGUUUGGCAAGCAAAAGCAAACUAAAGACUCACAUGAGGAUCCACACUGGAGAGAAACCAUUCACAUGCACUCAGUGUGGGAAGAGUUUCAGCCAAUCAUCACACCUUAAUCAACACAUGAGGAUCCACACUGGAGAGAAACCAUUCACAUGCACUCAGUGUGAGAAGAGUUUCAGCAUACGUUCGUCGCUUUAUAGACACAUGAAGGUCCACACCGGAGAAAAACCAUUUACUUGCACUCAGUGUGGGAAGAGUUUCAGCGAUUCAUCAAACGUUAAAAAACACAUCAUGAUCCACACCGGAAAAAAAUCAUUCACAUGCACUCAUUGUGGAAAGAGUUUCAGCGAUUCAUCAUACGCUAAAAAACACAUGAGGAUCCACACUGGAGAAAAACCAUUCACUUGCACUCAGUGUGGGAAGAGUUUCAUCAACUCAUCAAAUCUUAAUCAACACAUCAUGAUCCACACUGGAAAGAAACCAUUCACAUGCACUCAAUGUGGGAAGAGUUUCAGCACAUCAUCACACCUUAAACAACACAUGAAGGUCCACACUGGUGUGAGAGAGUAUAUGUGCUUGGAGUGUGAGAAGACUUUUAUUACAGCUGCAGAAUUAAAACGGCACCAGAGGAUUCACACUGGAGAUAAACCGUACAAGUGUUCACACUGCAGUAAGAGGUUUACUCGCUCAGGAACCCUGAAAACACAUCAGAGGAUUCACGCUGGAGAUAAACUGUAGACAUGAUCAGUGUGUUCUAGGGUUUGUUACCGAAACCCGGUGCCAUUAUAGCACCGGUACAAUGGUAACCGGUAUGCACCAGUAUUAAAUCAGCGUAUAAAUUUCAGUGCCUAAUUUCGGUGCUGCGGCAUGAACGUGAGGGUUGCAUGAAAAAAGGCACAUAUAGGUGUUGUCACAGCAUCACUAAACAUUUUAAUAUUCAACUCGUUUAGUUUUGACUUCAUUCAUUUUUGAUUUCUGUCUUGAACACAUGACUUAUUUACAACACGUUUUUAAACACAAUAGUUUAACUGACUCGUUUCUAAUAUCUAACGCUACUUUUUUAUGCUGACAGUCAGUGCAGAACAUUUUACUAGUUAUUUUGCAAGACAGUAUUCAGACAAAGUCUUUUUAAGUAUUUUAUAGUCUUUUAUUUAGAUUAAAGUGUAAUUUAGACUUAUCAGUUCACUA